Odobenus rosmarus divergens (Pacific walrus) is the source of this 2802-nucleotide messenger RNA. Its product is annotated as KIAA0753 ortholog. The transcript is spliced from 17 exons. The record is from RefSeq and is a predicted model, not a curated record. Gene Ontology annotation, cellular component: centriolar satellite. Gene Ontology annotation, biological process: protein localization to centrosome; centriole replication. NCBI's taxonomy places the organism in Eukaryota, Metazoa, Chordata, Mammalia, Carnivora, Odobenidae. Bases 1 to 2802 code for a protein of 933 amino acids.
AUGGGCCCAGGCAGGCCAGCCUCCGCCUGCGCUCAUCUAGCACCUUGCGUCCAGUUACAUGGGAGGAGUGACCCCAGGACACUUCAGGCCCAGAACCAGCUGCAGUUUAAUAGGAGCGUUCCUGCCCAUUCCAGCAACUUGGCAGCCCGCUAUUCUUGCCCGCAUGCAAUCAGAAUUGAGAAGCUGAGGCAGUCGUACAGCGAGUCGUACCACCGUCAGGAUCUGGGUUUGAGGGAUGGUCCCGACGGGAGCGGCUCUGCUUCGUUUUCCAUCAUCUCGGAAGAGAGGCUCAGCUACGCCGUGCACCUGGCCAGGAGAGACAUGAAGCGCAGACAGUUGGAGGAACACGUCAAGCAGUACCGCCUCAGAAGUGAGCCCCAGCUCUGUCAGAGGUGGGGGCCCCAUGAGCAUAAGAUCCCCGAGCACAGGGCGCAAAGGAAGGAACCAAGGAGCCGGGACACGUGUCAUUGCGCCCACCAGCCGUCCACGGUAGGAGCGUCCUGCUCAGGUGCCAAGGUGUGCCUGUACACAGCUUGUCCGGCACCGUCCCGUCCGGCCGCGCCCCACUCGCCGCCCACACGCGCCCCGGGGCCGGAGCCCCCUCCUGGGACCAGCAGCCACCAGAGCCUGCUGGAAGUGCAGCGGCUCCAGAGGGCGUUGAACACUUGUGUCCACAAGAUGGAAGCAGUGUCUGAGAAAGGUAGAGCAGAAGAAGCUUUGGAUCCAGAUGAGGAGCGGCGAGUCCAAGUCCGGAGGCAGGAGCAAUCCGUGCGCUCCGCCCGGAUGCUCUAUGUCCUGCAGCAGCAGGUGAAAGAGAUCCAGGAAGAGUUGGAUAAAUUGAGUCCACAUAAAAUCAGACACACGAAGAAGUCAUGGGUGAUGUCACGGCUGGCGGCUGCCCACCGAGGAGCCAUCCGGGCCUUACAGGUGUUGGUGACACAGCUUAUGGACCGUGGGGAGCACCCAGUUCCUGCGCGCUGUAGGGAGCUGGGCAGCCUUAUCCGCCGGCUGUCACUCUGCUCCGCCAAGCUGGACGCCGACCCUUCCGUCCCCGAUGUGGUCGUGGACAUCCUGCGACAGAUUGAGGCUUUGGAAUCCCUCCUGGAGAAGAAACCGUCACCAAAACAAGUGAAGAAAAGUGUCAUGGAAACUCGGAGCAGGUUUCCUGUUGGUGGCCACAGGGCCUUGGAGAGAUGGCAGAGUCCUUCGCCCAAGAGUGAGAAGAGACCCUUUGUAGCAAAGGAGACAUUUCCAGAGGAAGCAAGAUGGCCUUCGGGGGCAAAAACGCUCCUUGCUGAUAAGUGUCCCCCUGGGGCAGUGCCUGCAGCGACCUGGAGGUUGGAGAAUGGGCUGGAUGCGAUGGGUGCGGAGAUCUUUCCAGAAGAAGCCCUGUCUGUUCCAGACCACAGCACUGGCUUCCCGGCAGAUCCACUGGCCCUGGCGAGAGCUGGAGUGGCAGCAGGGAGGCCCACGGCCAGGAGCACGGUGCUCGGGAAGAAGGAGGCCCAGGUGCCGGUGAGGCUGCCUCAGGGACUCCACAAAGCUGAAAGAAGUAGACCAACCCAGUCCCAGAGCAGAAGCCGAUUGCAGCGCACGACAGUGUCCUCCAGACUGAAAAUGAACCAGCACCCUGUGAGAGACAACAGGGCCCCUUGGGUGCCUCCGAACCCCACGUCCCCACCAGCAUCUCCUAAGUGUGCUGCCUGGCUGAAGGUGAAGCCGAGCCCCAAAGAUGCCACAAAAGAACAGUCGCUCCAGCAGGACGAGGCUCAGGAGGAGAGUCCGUUGAGGGGAGCUGUUGUGCAGGAAGCAGUUAGACUCGCUUGGCUUGAUGCUGAAGCUUGUAAAACCUUGAAGGAGCUGCAAGAACUGAAAGCUGAGGGCUCGGACAAGACGCAGAGGCAGAGUGUCUCAGACACCCAGUUAGCAGACAAGGUAGAGAAGGCGGUCCUGGAGCGUUUGAAGCCUCUCCUGGUCAAGGCCCAGAGAGUCAACUCUUCUCUGGAAGCAGAUCCUCAGCUGAGGGACCGUCCAUCAGCAGACACGGCGACCGCCCAGCCCACGGAGGAGGCUGCAGCUGUGGACCGUGAGCCCCGCAGCCUUCGCCAGCUGGGGGACUGUUUGGAAGACGCCACUCACGGGCCCUGGGCCACGACCCGCCGUAGGGUCCCGGAGUUGGAAGCCUCCGCUCCCGUGGGGGAUGGCAGGGACAGCCCGUAUCUGGAGACUCUGAUGCUGCGGAUGGAGGAGAUGGAGAAAUACCAAGAGACAGUUCGCCAAAGAUACAAUAAAAUUGAAUAUGCUGAUCCUCAUCUUUGGAUGCAGGAAGGGAAGAUGGAGCAAACACUCCCAGCAGUAAGUGAAAGGCCUCUUUCUCCUCAUCCAAUCAGGAUCACAAAGACCCCAGCUCGCAAAGACCCAGACGUGAACAUCGUGUUGGAAAGACCCCGGAAUGGCAAUUCCCUGGAUGAAAGUGUGGGGACUGACGAGGGGUCUGAGAAGAGAGGGGCUCCCGUUGUGCCCCUUCCAGAGGAGAGUCCACAGAAGGAAGGCCGGGCCGCCCUGUGGGUGCCCCCGGGCUUACGGCGGAGCAUCGGUGACUACUGUAGCCGCUUUGAGCAGUACCUCCGCCUGGUGGCACACGAGGCCGUGGGUGCCUUCAACCCAUGGCUGAUGGCCGAGAGCUUCUCCGACGAGCUGGUAGAUGAGGCUCUGGGGGCCGUGGCUGCGGAGCUGGAGGACGCGUGUGAGGACUAUGCAGAAGCCGUGUUCACCUCGGAGUUCCUGGAGGCUGCGACCUGA